Messenger RNA from Tripterygium wilfordii, 1960 nucleotides. RefSeq lists its product as uncharacterized. NCBI's taxonomy places the organism in Eukaryota, Viridiplantae, Streptophyta, Magnoliopsida, Celastrales, Celastraceae. The transcript has 4 exons. Gene Ontology annotation, molecular function: zinc ion binding. The coding region runs from base 575 to 1675 and encodes 366 amino acids. The record is from RefSeq and is a predicted model, not a curated record.
UUUUCCUGUAAAGCUAAACGUACGUGAAGACAGGGAAAGAUAAAGAAGGAAACAACGCAUCUUUCUCUGCCUCACUCGAUCACUCCAGCGAAGUUCCAGAGAGAGAGAGAGAAAAAUCGCUACUUGCAAUGAAACUGCUUUUUUACGAUCUGGGUUGGUAGCUGGUGCUCACUGUUACUUCAACCCAAGAAGCCUAAACUCAGUUGUUCUUGUGCUGGAGCUUUUGGUGAUAAAGGUACUUCCAGACCAGGGACUUCGCACGAUUAAUAAUGUUGCAUAUUUGUGGCCUUCUGCAUGCCAUGUCACUUCUAGCUCCUUACACUAACUUACAGCGAGGCCUUAGAUUUUCCUAAGCUCGUAUGUUAACUAAGGUCCAUUCAAAAGUAUUUCUCUGAAGUAGAAGUGUGUGCAUGUCAACUUUGUAUGGAUUCCGGUGUCUUUCUUUUGUUCCAUAAAAGCGUGCAAUGGGGAGCUUGACAUUGCAGGCUGGAGUCAAAUUAUAAACUAACAUGGUUUUAUAUAAUGAUCCCGGAAACAAGGAACAUAUUUUGAAUACACCACCUCAACUUUUGUGAUGGGUAAGGAAAUUUUAUCACCAGCAGACGCUGUUGAAAUUACUAAGGAAGGCUGCUCACCCGUUGAUGGCGAUACAGGCAGUCAAGCACGUUACAGUUUUGACAAAGAGGCAGGUUUAGCAACUUGUCGUGUGUGCCAAUGUUCUGAAUCUGACAAAAUAGGAGAUGCAGCAUUAGGCUUUUUGGGCAUCGCUCCCCCAAUACAAGAAGCAAGUAGAAGCAAUGGGAAAGUAAAGUCUGAAAGCAAAGAAGUUCUAAAAGAUGCUGAAUGUGCUGACUCCAUGAUGAAAAAUGUUGGAAGACAUUCUGGAUUUAUGGAGUUCAUAAGUCCAGAAGGGGAGGUUUUUGUAUGUCGUACUGAUAUAGAAAUGGGUCCAUGUCACCAGCAAGACACAUUAGCUGAACUUGGUUGUGCUUGUAAAAAUGAUCUUGCUUUGGUUCACUAUGCUUGUGCCCUGAAAUGGUUUAUAAAUCAUGGAUCCACUGUUUGCGAAAUUUGUGGCUGUGUUGCUAAAAAUAUCAGGACUGCUGACUUCAAAAAGGUAGUGGUUUCUCUGAAAGAUUAUGAAACACUAAGGGAAAGGACUGCCAGUGGGCAUCCAAAUCCUGUGCAGGUGAAUGUAAGCUCAGGUGUAGACCCUGAUGCCAUUGCUGCUAUUCGGAGGCAACGACUCAGUGAGAUUGCAUUGUGGUUUAAUCCACACACUAGUAAUAUUCAUAACAAUAAUAUUCCUGCUGCAGUUUCAGAGGUUGUUUCUGAACAAUCUAUGAAUCAGCCCAUAACUGAAGGUUCUGUUCCUACUGAAAACCCUACGACCAAAUGGGCUGUGGAAUGUACAGGGAUCUUGCUUGCUACAGGACUGCUCACCGUUACUCUUGCAUGGCUCAUAGCUCCUCGUGUUGGUAAGAAAACUGCAAAAAGCGGUCUUCAUAUUCUCCUCGGAGGUGUUUGCGCUUUAACAGUUGUGAUAUUCUUUCGCUUUAUUGUGCUUACCAGAAUCAAAUAUGGGCCAGCACGCUACUGGGCAAUCUUGUUUGUCUUCUGGUUUCUUGUGUUUGGUAUAUGGGCGUCGCGAACACAUGGUGCUCAUACAACAUGAUUUCUGGAUAUGUUAUUGUUGCACAUUAUUUCAAUAUAUUCUUUUUGGUUCAGCCAAAUAGUUGAACUUAAAAAGUGAGGCAUAUGUAAAGGCGAUGCCAUUCAGGGGGUAUGUUUUAAUCACAUACUUUUUACUGGGUUAGCAUGGUAUUAAGGAUGAAUGUUAUCAAAGUGUGACCUGAUUAUUGUUUUCUUUUGCUUUGUUACUAUGUUGUUAUGUUGACAAUUCUAAUAAGGGAUUUAGUUACAAGAUUGCAGUGCUUGAACAAUCUGUCAAGAAAUUCUC